CACGCCACAACUACCCUUCUCGAUCGUCAUCGCCUACGUCAGGACGAAACUCGGCACCUCCAUAUUCCCGGCCUUAUCAACAUCUGCCACCCCUCUUGCAACACCGGGAAGCUGGAUCCGGCUCUAACAGCACCGAGGCACUUCCCGCCUCUACGCCCUCCCUUACGCGGUCCAACAGCCCGGGCCAGCAUUCGGGAAACGGGCUCUUGUAUUCUGCCGCCUUCGCCGACCCCGAGCGGGACUUGGAGGGUACCAUCUCCAACCCCGGGACCGACGAUGGAGCGCAAGAAUGAAGCAACCCACCGAAACUUCGGGCUUCGGCCCAAGCCGCCUGAUCUUCGCAUCAUGAUCAGGCCGUAUGAACCAGUCGAACCACUGGUGGUAACUUCGCAACCCUCUCCGAUUAGCCAGGAUGGGAACAGUAGCACCGCAGGUUCCCGCCGAAACUCGACUUCAACAGCAUCGUCUUCGACACCAUCCAAGAGCCCAGUAAAUUCCGGUGAAACUUCCAUCACGACCAACAAUGGGACGUCCAGCUCCUCUAGGACACCCACACCCCCACUUCCCCGAAGAAAGAAGCGGAACAGAGCGAAAGCAGCCAGCACAACGAACUCAACAUCUCCCACCACUACUGGUCCAGGUGUCGCUGGGACCAGUCCACCACAUGGAAUCGCAGAAUUGUCUACUCUUCCGCCGAAUCACUCUUUCAAUCGUGCUACGCGGGAAUUCUGGCGCCAGGGAUCCCGAGCUGUUCGUCGCCCAGAUGGUAGUGUGGAGGAUAUUGACGUUAUCCACUGGAUGAUGACAAGAAAGGGUGGGAUCAACGCCUCUUGGCCGCAGCUUAAGGAUGGUCAGAGAGCGAUUGAGACCAUAGGAAAGGACACAAUUGACCUCGGACGGAUUUGGCACAAGUGCGCAGAAGAGCAAGAAGAGGAGAAACGUCUGGAGGAGAGGCGACUAGCAAACAAGCGUCGAUACCGACCGAGAAGUGACUGGGCAAAGGAGAAGGCGGCUAAAAAGGCUGCGGCUGCGUCGGUUAAACAGUCUCGGGAGGACAUGGAGAUCGCUGGAGCUGACGGAGACUUGCAGAGUGGCAAUGUUUUGGAAAAAGAAGAACCAGCAGCGAAGAGGCAGCGAGUGGACUGUGUUGACGAACCAUGCGAAGCAUAG
Messenger RNA from Ilyonectria robusta, 1170 nucleotides. RefSeq lists its product as uncharacterized. The transcript is spliced from 2 exons. The coding region runs from base 277 to 1170 and encodes 297 amino acids. NCBI's taxonomy places the organism in Eukaryota, Fungi, Ascomycota, Sordariomycetes, Hypocreales, Nectriaceae. The record is from RefSeq and is a predicted model, not a curated record.